AAUACAAGGACUGCUUGAUUCUUAAGUACUUAAACAGCUUCAGAUCUCUAGACAAUCGUAGCUAGGUUUUACCUUUUGUUCUUAUUCUCAACUAAGCUCCCAGCUCGAUGCGCAUACCAUCUUCACACGUUACGAAGGCAUUGCGAGCGGAAACACAUAGAAGACUACCUACCUACCCCAAGCAUAUCACACCACAAUGAAGGCCGAAUUCCAAAACUGGUGGCGGAGCCAGACCGUCCAUCCAUCUCGUCUCCAGCCCACAGUACCCAUCUGCCCGUGCGCAGCUUGCUUCAACGGCACGGGACACGGUCAAGAAGUCUUUAGGGAUCCUAUAGAUCCCGGCGAGGUUCUACCACCGAGAAGUAAUACGAGCGCUGCCAUUGUUGAGAAGCCGAGGGAGGAAGGGUCUAAAUUAAAACUCGUGAAGAAGCCGUGGUAUAAGCAAGCCAGCAGUCUAGCCCGCAAGCCAAGCAUGGCAAGUGUGGCUUCAGACUUGGUUCCCUUAUGCUCAACACCAACAACUUCAACUCAGCGAGUUAGUUUUAGUUCGGAGACCACGGCUUGAGAUUCGAUUCUGAGUUCAUCAGCAAGGAUGCUAAAUCCCGAGCACCCUUGCAACAACGCCUCAUAAGGCGACGAAGGAAUGAAGAAUACCCGCGUAUAAACUUUUCGGCGCAAAGGAGUGUUUAGCGUUUUAUUUUGUUAGCGUUCAGCUGUGGCUGCGGCAACUAGGUGAAAAAUCUAGCCGCUACUUAGAGGUAUUAAUGUGUGGCGUUAUCAUGGGAACGGUUUACUAGAAAGGGGAAAGACGUAUUGCCAAGUUUUGUGCGGGCUUACCCGUUCUGUCGGGGCUUUUCUUAGGGCGCUUAGUGGCUUAUCGAUACCCUAAAAGAUGGAUUCGUUAGGUGAGC
Molecule: messenger RNA, 911 nt
Organism: Daldinia loculata
Lineage: Eukaryota; Fungi; Ascomycota; Sordariomycetes; Xylariales; Hypoxylaceae
Exons: 1
Coding region: 197-565 (122 amino acids)
Source: RefSeq, a predicted model, not a curated record